Messenger RNA from Drosophila kikkawai, 1475 nucleotides. RefSeq lists its product as uncharacterized. Gene Ontology annotation, biological process: apoptotic DNA fragmentation. Gene Ontology annotation, cellular component: nucleus; mitochondrial inner membrane. Lineage: Eukaryota; Metazoa; Arthropoda; Insecta; Diptera; Drosophilidae. The record is from RefSeq and is a predicted model, not a curated record. Gene Ontology annotation, molecular function: nucleic acid binding; single-stranded DNA endonuclease activity; RNA endonuclease activity.
AAACAUGACGAAGUCAGCUCGUGGAUACCAGCUCAUCGCGUUGCUUUUGGCGAUCGUGAUACCGAGAGAGAUUCGAGCACGUGAGGCCAUCACUCCCGGCCCUGAUGUGGGUCAGAUAAUCAAAGAUCUCGAUGGAUUGCAUAUUGAUGGGACGGGAUUUGAGCCAGGUGCUCCCUGCAGGGUGGACGUGCAAAAGGAGCUGCCUCGACCCGACCAGGUUCAGCCCCUUUACCUCCGCCCCGGCACGGAUCUCUACUGGUUGCCCAACGUCGACGGGCAGCUGGAGAUACCCCGUGGCGCCAGCAUCGAGCUGCACUGCAGCCAUUCCUUUGCAUCCAUGGACACCGACCAGCGCUCGAUACGGGUGCAGUGUUUGGAGAACACCACCUUCGCGUGGAAAGGGUCUAAAAUGAAAUUCCGCGAUUUCACCUGCAGGCAGGCCAUUCCCUACACUGUGGAGCGCCUCGACAGGCGUUGCGGGGAUGAGUCGCUGCAGCACCCCGCAGCGUUCUGGUAUCGCGUAGGCUACGACAUCGGAGACGGCAGAUUUGUGGCAACCAUGGAACUGUGCCACGACCCGUAUCUCCUGCGCACACACUACGCCCGCCACCAGUUGACACCCGCCAGCGUGCACUUCCAGAGGAACGUGAAGCGCACGAAAUUCAGUCCCGCCGGCCACUUCACCGGCGUGGACAUAGCCAGGAUUUACUCGCACCGAAACCAGGAGAAGGUGAUGGAUGCCGGCCUCAUCGACGUUAAGGCCGGGCUUUUCCUGGCCCGCGGGCACCUGGCGGCCAAGGCGGACCUGAUCUAUGCCAGCCAGCAAAGGAGCAGCUUCAACUAUGUCAAUGUUGCGCCCCAGUGGCAGACUUUCAACGGUGGACGCUGGGCCAAUCUGGAGGAGGCCACGCGGCGCUAUGUGGCCAGCUCUGGUAUCUCGGCCACCGUGUACACGGGCACCUAUGGCCAGAUGAAGGUGGCCGGCAGCCGGGUUCUCCACCUGGCCACCGAUGCCAACAACAACGGAGUACUGGCCGUGCCCCAGCUCUUUUAUCGCGUCCUCAUCGACGAGGGGCAACCGACGCGCGGCAUCGCCCUGCUGGGCGUCAACAAUCCGUAUGCCACUCUAGCCCAGAUUCACGAGUCCUAUGUCAUCUGUGAUCCCGUCGAGGAGCAGGUGGCGUGGCUGGACUGGUUGCACAAAGGCAACGCCAAGGGUAAGCUGAAGCAGGGCUAUCUCUAUGCCUGCUCCGUGUCGGACCUGGCCCGUGUCGUCCCCCAGCUGCCACGCCCCCUGCUCGAGGUGGACGAGCUGCUGGCAUAGAUGCGGGCUCCGGUUUCGUUUCCGCUUCCGCUUACCUUUUGUGUUUAAGCGAAUGCAAUAAAGACUGAGUGCAGGUGGGUCGUUAAUAUAUAUGAAUACCUUAUAUUGAUUCAGGAAAAAUUUCGUAUUUAUAUCCAAAUAUAGGGGGAGA